Hydra vulgaris (swiftwater hydra) is the source of this 1746-nucleotide messenger RNA. The record is from RefSeq and is a predicted model, not a curated record. Lineage: Eukaryota; Metazoa; Cnidaria; Hydrozoa; Anthoathecata; Hydridae.
UAUAGUUCGAAUAUAUUUAUUCGAAUAUAUUUUUUCGAACUAAAAAAAAUCAAACUGUAAGACCAACACAACUACGCGAUGAGUUUGAGUAAACUUUUUGCUGGUAGGAAGAGGAAUAGUUCAGUAUGGAAAUGGUUUAAAUACGAUGCGUCAUCCGACAAAUCAGUAUGUUUAGUUUUACUUGAUGGUGAAAAAGUAUGCAAUACAAAGUUGUGUGGAAAGAACCCAACAAAUCUUAAACUACAUUUAGCAAGAAACCAUAAGUCUGUACACGUUGAGCUGGAAGAGUCGGAAUUAAAGAAAUUAAGUGAAAAAAAGCAAACAGGGAUAAAGAGAAAAGCAGUGGAUGAAAAUGGACCCACUCUUUUAGAAUCGUCCUCAAAUCAGAACCAGACCUUGAUUCAAUGCAUUAAUCGUAGGAAUACCGCAUGGCCUAUUAAUUCACACGAGCAUAAAAUUCGACUAAACUCUCUUAUUCAAAUGAUAAUUGCAACAUGUAAUCCAGUGACAUUGGUGGAUAAUGCGAGUUUUAGAAAGUUAGUUAAUACCUUGGAUUAUAAAUUUUCAUUGCCUGCUUCUGCCAAAAUUACUAGCCUACUUAAUGAAGAAUUUACUGUUUUAACGAGAAAACUUCGUGACUUCAUAUCUGAAGGCAGGCGCUUCACAAUAUGCCUUGAUGGCUGGACUAAAAAAGGUCUUACUGCGUCCUUUUUAAGAAUUUUGGUUUGUUUUUUUCACUUCAAAUCCGAAAAACCAAUACAUGUUCUGCUUAAUUUAGAAAAAAUAUUACUUGUUAUUUCGGACAAUGGAGCAAACAUGGUCAAAGGCAUAAAGUUGUCGAGAAUGAAAGCUCAAGCUGAACGUGAUAUACUUAUUGAAUUAGAAAGUGAGGUUAAUGAAGAGCAGAUAACAGAUCUGGAAGACGAUGAGAAUAUGACAAAUAGUGAAGAGUGGGAACUUGUUAACUUGAUAGUUGAUGUAAUAGAAAACGUAGCAUAUAGAAGAUUGGGAUGCAUUGCACAUGUUAUACAGCUAGUUGUAAAACUUGCAUAUGAUGGUAAAUAUCAUGGCUUACUUUUGAAGGUACGUGGAUUAGUGGGAAAAGUUCGCAAAUCUUCUGUUGCAUUGGAAAAAAUUAUCAACAAAUGUGGUAAGACUGUGAUCAGCGACUGUUCUACAAGAUGGAACAGCACUUACUUUAUGGUUCGGAGAUUUCUGGAAAUAAAGACAUCUAUCAACGAAGUGCUUGGAGACCUUAACAUUGAUUCACUUGCCAAUAGCGAAUGGAUAAUGCUUCAGGAUUUUGUCAAUCUUUUAGAACCUUUUGCCAAUGAAACUGAUAUUCUUCAGACGGAUGCACUUUCACUAUCCAGUGUUAUACCUUCAAUACUAAAUUUAGAAUGUCACCUUGAGCAAUUUGGAGAUGCCAAAGAUGUAGCAGUUAAAAUGCUUGAAGAUCUACGCCGUCGUUUUGCCGUUCUUUUGCAGCCAAACGAUCCUAAUUUUAAUCCACUGCCAUGUGCCGCAUGUCUACUUGACCCCACAUGUGCAAUAGCUCUUUUAGGUAAUGAGCAUACACAAAUCAGAGAGUGUGCAAAGAAAUACAUUUUGUCAGAGGCUAAAAAAUCGGUGCAACAUGAUUUACCUUUAGCAAGUGCAUCUACUCUUUCUGUUGAGAUUGCUCCAGAAAUAAAUGGAUUAACAAAAUGGAAAUUUUUAGCGGCAAAACAGCGAGUAGAAAAAUAA